Molecule: messenger RNA, 1299 nt
Organism: Trichoderma harzianum CBS 226.95
Lineage: Eukaryota; Fungi; Ascomycota; Sordariomycetes; Hypocreales; Hypocreaceae
Exons: 1
Coding region: 1-1299 (432 amino acids)
Molecular function (GO): N-acetyltransferase activity
Source: RefSeq, a predicted model, not a curated record
AUGCUCCGUGUUGGCAUCACUGGGGACGACACGAAUGACGCCCACUUCGUACACAUCCCCUCCAUCGAUCUGCGCGACCAAGUCUCCGUCGUUGCUACACCCUGCCAGUCCGUCCAAGAGUACGAGGACAAAGUCGCCGAGCAGCAGGGCUGGGAACAUGACCAACAGUUCAAGGACUUGGCUGUGAGGCCUCCUUGGAGAAUCACCAUCCUGAGGCCCAGCAGCGACAAUGCCGGUGUCGUUGAGCAGUUGAAGGGGCAGGAAGACGUCUUCUUUGCGUUCCAUCACUCUCUUAUGGACGGAACCAGUGGCCGCCGCUUCCACGAGAUGCUCCUCGCAACGCCCGCUUACCAGGGCCAACAAGUCCCAGCCGAGCCAGAGCAUGUCCUCUCCUUUCCAGAGCCGUCGUCACUCCCUGAACCCCAGGAACAAGUCGUCAACUUCACCCUCUCAAUCAGCUAUACCGUGCGUACCUUAUGGACUGCCCUCGGCCCAACGUUCCUCCAACCCCCCAAGCAGCCCAUCUGGAACGCCAUCCCAGUCGACUUCUCCCUGCCCUACAAGACGCGCGUCAAGCCCGUCGACAUCUCGCCCGAGGUCCUCGCAACGCUCCUCUCCGCCUGCAGGGAACACUCCGUCACCAUCACAGCUCUCCUGCACUCUCUCGUUCUCACUUCGCUAUCAUCCCGCAUCUCUUCUCCAACGGAAGCGCCCGCCUUCGCAGCGACCACGCCCAUCAGUCUCCGGCCUUUCACUUCCCCUUCCUCCAUGGAUCCCGCAUACGUGACUUCGCUCCGGUGUCUCGUCGCCGCAACCACGCAUCGCUUCUCUCCAGAGAUGGUGUCCGCUCUGCGCGCCCCAGAUGCCGACACCACGGCCUUGAUAUGGCAAAAUGCGCAGCACGUCAAGGAUGAACUGACCACUAAGCUCAACUCCUUGCCUAAAGACGACAUCAUGGCCAUGCUCAAGUACGUCGGCGACUGGUUCAACUUCUGGCGCGGCAGGGACGGCAGGCCGCGCACCGAGUCCUGGGAAAUUAGCAACAUUGGCGUGCUCAAGAACCCAGAGGCGGAAGCGCAGACAGACGUUCCCCGGGCCACGCGCAUGCUCUUUACGAAUGGAGCUAUGGCUGCUGGGCCGCCGGUGGCUGUCAAUGUUGCGAGUGUGGCGGGGUCCAAGUUGACGAUUGGCUUGUCGUGGCAUGAUGCUGUGUUGAAGGAGGAGGUGAUGGACUGGCUGGCUGAGGAUCUGAGUUCGUAUGCUGCCAAGUUUUAUGAGACUGGCAAGACCUUUGUCUAG